Glarea lozoyensis ATCC 20868 is the source of this 324-nucleotide messenger RNA. RefSeq lists its product as uncharacterized. Bases 1 to 324 code for a protein of 107 amino acids. Lineage: Eukaryota; Fungi; Ascomycota; Leotiomycetes; Helotiales; Helotiaceae. The record is from RefSeq and is a predicted model, not a curated record. The transcript has a single exon.
AUGAGGACAAUAGAGCCAAAAGGAUUGGAAGAUGAUGGGUCGAACAAGUCAAAUUUGUCUGGUGGCAGGUCACAAUCGUCUCCAGGUCGUGAGAUUGAUGAGUUUUCGAACGGAUCUCAAUCAUCUCCAGGCAAUGGGCUUUAUGAAGUCUCCAAAGAGUCGCAGCUAACAACAGAGGAUGUUAUUAAAGUCUCAAAAGAGUCGCAAUUGCCUCCAGGGAAGGGAGGCCUGAAUGCUACAGUUGAAGCCGACUUUUUUGACAAGAAACGGGAACAGGAAGGAAUGAUCGUACUGAAUCUCAAGAAUGGGAAAGGCGAAAUAUAG